Messenger RNA from Nannizzia gypsea CBS 118893, 309 nucleotides. RefSeq lists its product as hypothetical. The transcript has 4 exons. NCBI's taxonomy places the organism in Eukaryota, Fungi, Ascomycota, Eurotiomycetes, Onygenales, Arthrodermataceae. Bases 1 to 309 code for a protein of 102 amino acids. The record is from RefSeq and is a predicted model, not a curated record.
AUGAUCGACUUGAUAUGCAAUGAUAUAUUAAUGACAGCGUCCGAAAACAGCAGCAGCAGCCAGUCGAUUUCUGCAACCGAACAGCGGACGGGUACGAGCCUAGCUCACCAGUCCCUCGUGAAAAAUUUACCUCCCAACCGAAUCUACCCAACUCUAUCCCCCGGCCCAGUACUGGCGGAAUGGGUACCCAAGGCCAUCGGCAUUGGCGCGCAUCACUCUUCUGACGUUGGAAGGAAGCAAGAGAGCGAAUCAAUAUCGUGGGGAGGGGAGGUGGAAGAGGGUUUGUUUGUAUGCGUCUCCACAGUGUAG